Messenger RNA from Felis catus (domestic cat), 1722 nucleotides. RefSeq names its product BARX homeobox 2 (gene BARX2). Lineage: Eukaryota; Metazoa; Chordata; Mammalia; Carnivora; Felidae. The transcript is spliced from 4 exons. Gene Ontology annotation, cellular component: nucleus. Gene Ontology annotation, molecular function: DNA-binding transcription factor activity, RNA polymerase II-specific; RNA polymerase II transcription regulatory region sequence-specific DNA binding. The coding region runs from base 369 to 1208 and encodes 279 amino acids. Gene Ontology annotation, biological process: regulation of transcription by RNA polymerase II. The record is from RefSeq and is a predicted model, not a curated record.
AGAGGAGCGCGAGACGCCGCGAGGCGGGAGGAGGCGAGCGAGAGAGGCGGGCUCGAGGCGUGCAGGUCCGCGGCCGGCUCGCACGGGCGGACUGGGUGGGGUGGGCGCCGACGCCCCUCGGCGGCCGGCCCUCGGCGCGGCUCCGCACCAGGCCCCGCAGGAAGCGCGCGCUGAUUGACAGCUGCGCUGUCCCAAAAAGGCUCGGCGAAGAUGCUGAUCUAGACGCGCGGCCGGCGCGCCCGGUGCCCGCUCCCCUCCGCGCGCCUCCCGAGCCCGCCGCCUCCCGGCGGCCGAGGAGCCGGGCUGAGGUCCCCGCCGGCGCGCCAGCCCCCGCGGCCCCGGCCGGCAGGCGCUCUCCCCGGCUCACCAUGCACUGCCACGCGGAGCUGAGGCUGAGCUCGCCCGGCCAACUCAAAGCAGCCAGGCGGCGCUACAAGACUUUCAUGAUCGACGAGAUCCUUUCCAAGGAGACCUGCGACUACUUUGAGAAACUUUCCCUCUACUCCGUGUGCCCGUCGCUGGUCGUGCGACCCAAGCCCCUGCAUUCCUGUACCGGCCCUGCUUCCCUCCGGGCAUACCCUCUCCUCUCAGUGAUCACCCGACAGCCCGCGGUCAUCUCCCACCUGGUCCCUGCCACCCCGGGAGCUGCCCAGGCAUUGUCCUGCCACCCGGCCUCUGAGGCCACCUCUGCUGAGGUCCCGGGGGGUGAGGCUCUAGGCAGCAGCGAGUCAGAGACGGAGCAGCCCACGCCCCGGCAGAAGAAGCCCCGUCGGAGUCGCACUAUCUUCACUGAGCUGCAGCUCAUGGGCCUGGAGAAGAAAUUCCAGAAGCAGAAGUACUUGUCCACCCCAGACAGGUUGGACUUGGCCCAGUCUCUGGGACUCACUCAACUGCAGGUGAAGACUUGGUAUCAGAACCGCAGGAUGAAGUGGAAGAAAAUGGUUCUUAAAGGUGGACAGGAAGCACCCACAAAACCCAAAGGUCGUCCCAAGAAGAACUCCAUCCCCACCUCAGAAGAGAUUGAAGCUGAAGAGAAGAUGAACAGCCAGGCCCAGAGCCAGGAGCGCCUUGCACCCUCCCAGAGACAGGAGGAGCUCUGUGACACACAGGAAGCAAAAGCAUGCGAUGUCCCCUUAGAGAUGCCAGAGCCCCCAGGCCAGCCCCAAGAGUUGCCAGUAGCCUCUUCGGAACCCCCACCAUCAAGCUAAAAUAAAACUCUUUGGGGGGAAGGGGGAGAUGGGGAGGAAUGGAAAGAGAAGGCAGGGAGAAUAGGGAACCGCUUCCCAAAGCCUGGUAAACUCGGUGGGGGGGAGGGGGACAAGAGAUCCGCGUCCCCCUCUCUCCCACGGGUCUCAGUGGUUUUCAUCACAAGCAUUUGAUGAAGACUUGGCUUGCCUUAGGCCUUUCUGUUCCUGAAAGGCUGCUUUAGCCAUGGGAUGCCCUUGACGAAGGGAAAUAGUGCCUUGGAACUGCCUGCCCCCACUGGGGUGGUGGCUUCGGGGCUGGGUGCAAGAGGCCUGCCCAUGUUGCGAGCCCCAACCUGGUGUGGUGGAGGACUGCUCUGGCUCUCUCCCUGCCAGCCUCUGGGCAGCCCGGCGUCCAAGCAGAGAGAGAUGGAGAAGCUUGGGCAGCACGCCUGGCUUCCUUGCUGACUCAGCACUUAACUUCUGUAGUUUUGAAAGAGAAUUUAAUGGUUUUGGUUGUUUUUUUGGGGGGGUGGGU